AAGUAAACACCAAUUGACAAGUUUCUGUGCCGUGUAGGAAACCGUCAUUAAAAGGUUUAAAACCCUAAAAAUCCAUCAUUAAUCGAAUUCCUUUAUAUAUAUAUACAUAUUAUUCUCUUCCCUUCUUUUUAAUACUUUGUUAUUUUCCUUCUUUCAAUCAAACCCUCCUAAACGAUCAUCGCUUUCUUCCUCUUUAAGGUACUGAUCGAAUCGCCAUGGCUAAGAACUCCUUCAAGCUCUCUAAUCCUCUUGAGGUAAGAAUGGCUGAAUCUAGUCGUAUCAGAGAGAAGUACCAAGACAGAGUUCCCGUGAUUGUGGAGAAAGCUGAACAGAGUGAUGUUCCUGACAUUGACAAGAAGAAGUAUCUUGUACCAGCUGAUCUAACCGUUGGGCAAUUCGUAUACGUUGUGAGGAAAAGAAUCAAGCUUGGAGCCGAGAAAGCAAUCUUUGUCUUUGUCAAGAACACGUUACCUCCAACUGCGGCGUUGAUGUCUGCAACCUAUGAAGAACACAAAGACGAAGAUGGGUUUCUCUACAUGACUUACAGUGGAGAGAACACAUUUGGAUCUGCAUGCUAAUCAGCUCUGCUUUUGACAGUUUGAUCUUGAUCAUGAUGAUGAUUGUACAUUCCUUUCCCUCUCUAGCGUUUGCUCUGUUUCGUCGACUUCAAUAAUGUCUUUUUUACUUUCUGGGAUUUAUGUUCUGAGCUCUCUUUAUUAUCUAUGGAUCAGUUUGAUUUGA
Molecule: messenger RNA, 741 nt
Organism: Raphanus sativus (radish)
Lineage: Eukaryota; Viridiplantae; Streptophyta; Magnoliopsida; Brassicales; Brassicaceae
Product: autophagy-related protein 8a
Exons: 6
Coding region: 216-578 (120 amino acids)
Biological process (GO): cellular response to nitrogen starvation
Source: RefSeq, a predicted model, not a curated record